Molecule: messenger RNA, 4291 nt
Organism: Phymastichus coffea
Lineage: Eukaryota; Metazoa; Arthropoda; Insecta; Hymenoptera; Eulophidae
Product: SET and MYND domain-containing protein 4-like
Exons: 8
Coding region: 2301-4178 (625 amino acids)
Molecular function (GO): protein binding
Source: RefSeq, a predicted model, not a curated record
GGGUAUCCAUUCCGUUGCGAUAAUGUCAGCGAACGACUAUACAUUUCUCCAACCUGAUGUGUGCUAUUGUCCAACGCCUCCGCGAGUGUUCAAGAUAGUCUCAAAAACCCUGAUGUCCGGAUCUGUAGUGAUGGAUAAUACCAAUUGUUCAGCAUCGCAACCACCGACACCAUUAAUCGUCGAUUAUGAGAGUGUCGGCAUCGAUCGUGCAAAAAUAAACCUGUGGUUUGCCGCGAGAACGACAAUGAGAAAAGAACAAUGACGCGUACAUAGCGCGACAAGUGUUUGUAAAUAAGCCAGGAAUUUGAAUUUUUUACGAGUUUGUACGUAUACUAGGUGUGCGCGUGAGUCGCUGUUGUCUCUUUUUAUUUUAAGAUCUGAUAUAUAGUAGACGUAGUUUCUCUCGGCAAAAGCCGGAUUACAUUCGAAGGAGAAAAGAACGUUUAACCGUUCAACAAUAACAAAAGCCAAAAGAAAGGGAGAGAGAGUGCAAACACGUGGUGUAUAUAAUUGUGGAAUUGAGUCCUGGACGUUACAGGGACGACAACAUUGCUGAGAGCGCGUCAUGGAAUCGCUUACAGUGAGUUCUAUUACACUUUUCCAAACCGAUUGUGCAAUACGCGUACUUGCAACCGUUGAACAUUCUCGACGAUGUCACCGACAACAAUACUAAACAUGAACGUGAACUCGGAUCCACCGACAGUCCAGCUUUAACACCAACCAUCGAGGAAUUCGUGUCGAAGGACUUACACAGCUACUUUUUUGGUAAAGGCAAACUACUUUUUGACGAGCCCGAUACUUUGCCGAUCAUUCGGGUUACAGUGCAGCCUACUCGAACUGAUUUCGUGAUAAAAAACAAGAAAAUGCAGAAGAACAUACAACCAACUGCUGUACAAUUGCCGCAAAAACAGCAAUCUAUCAAGCCAACGAACGACGUUGAGCGAAAGGUGUCCUGUCGAAGUUGCGACAGAAAAUUCGUCACCGUUGAUGACAUGAAGAUUCACGCGGCGACUCACCUGAAGAAAAAGAAUAAGGAUUGCUUCGUUUGCGGCAGGAGAUUCAGUCACGGAGGUGCACUUUGCCUUCACAUGCGAUCCCAUAAAUUUGCACGCUCAAGAAAAUCAUGAAUCUAUUUGAAGUAUUUUUACUUUUUUUUCGAGUAAUUUUCAUUAAUAGCGAAUCAUAUCUUACUUAUAUUUUUGUGUAGUCUGAAAUUUUUGUUUACACAUUUUUUAAUUGAUCAAUUAUAAACUAAGAUUUUUGAGAUUUACUGUUUAUUUUUUGUGCAGUACUAUAAUUAUUUAAUUACGAGUAUACUACAGCGAUUCGAAUGUUUAUUCAAUGUAUAAGUGUUUAUAAUAAUCAAAAUCAUUUACGAGAUUCCUAAUUAAUUAUUUUUAUUUUUACCAAUUUAAAAAAUAUUCCAUUUUACGUUGAUUAGUGAUUUUAACAAAUAUUUUAAUUCUAUUUACCAACAAUCACUUUGUAACGAUGAAAAUUAUUGUGCAACUGUAUUAGUUUACUAAAAGAUAAUAUUUAAAUUUAAGUGUCAUCGAAAACCACCCUGAAUCGAUAUAAUCAAGAUCAUUUAUUUGAGAUUCCAGUCGAUACUUAUCCGACCAAAACAAAACCACGUGAUUAAUUCUUUGUUUCGAGAGUACACGUCUCCGGCACAGUACGUUUUCUUCGAUUUUGAGCUCAAGAAGUUUUUUGCUUACUUCUAUUUCAUUAUUUCCUUUCCUCUAAAGUAUUUCCUUUAAUUUCCUUCCGUUCCUCUUAUAAAAAAGAGAACCUGACUAAAUGAAGCUGACUUAUUCGUGAUCAGAUGUUGUGAUAUUUGUGUUAUGUUCGGUCAUAAAACAUUACUGCGGAUUUUCGUAGAUUAGACGUUCAAAAAGUGUAUUAGCAUAAUAAUUGACAUGUAUUUGUAUAUAAAUUGAUUAAUUUAAUGAUGUUAACUUUAUAAUAAAAACCAAGUAAUACCUCGAUAAAAAAAUUAAUUAAACAUUUGCUCUAUCCAAAAUUUUAGUUUCCGACUUCAACGUACAUAUAGAACGUAUAGUACGUUGUGUAAUACGCAUUUGUGGAUAAUUAAUAUUGUAAGUGCAAAAUACUUAGAAUCACAUAUAAUUUCAUACAUACGAUUAAUAGAGAACAGCUUUAGCUGAUAGUAAGUUUAACACGUACAUGCAACCAUUGUUUGUAGCAAAUUUCUUCCUUUGAACAUUUUUAAUAAAUGACGAUAUAAUUACGUCAUCGCUACUUUCUUCAUAUAUCAAAACAAAAAUUGAAUUUUCAAGAUGGACAGUGAAAAAAAAGCAGUAUUGGAUAUUAUUAACUCAAACUACUUUAAAGAAUUGAUAAAGCAAGAGAUUACUCGCAUUUCCAAAAGCAACAGUGUUUCAGAGUUGGCUAGAUUGCAGGGUGACUUUAGUUUCCAAAAUAAUUACCAUGCUACUGAAGAUCAUGAUGAUAUUUGGAAAUUUUAUUCAAUGAGUAUAGCUGUUGCAGAACAGAAUUCAAUGGAACUUGGUCUAGCAUACAGCCAAAGAUCUUCUAUUUUGUUACACAUGUGCAUGUUUGAAGAAAGUCUUGUAGAUAUUAACAGAGCACUAAAUAUUGUUACCGGCAAUUUUUUACGCUUGAAAUUGCUGCUUCGUAAAACCAAAUGUCUGCAUGUAUUACACAACAAAGACAAAGCUUACAGUGUUUUGAAACAGGCUGAAUGUACAUUGAAGAAGAUUACUAGUUUAGUAAUGAAACAGUUGUUUGAACAAGAAAUAAAAGAGAUAAAGACUAAAAUUAAUGGACCUCGGUGUAAGGUUCUUAAGCCUGCAAACCACAAAUGUAAUAAACUUCAAAUUUUAGAGGAGAUACAUCCAGUAAAUAACUUUUCAUCGGUGAAAAUUCAAAGAGAUGAAAAGUAUGGUAGGUACUUAACUGCAACUAAAGAUAUUAGUCCUGGAGAAGUGAUUUACAUAGAAAAGCCAUAUAUCCAGUGUUUGAAUCUUAAAAAACUGCAUGCAUACUGUUCACACUGUUUCAAAACCACAUGGACAAAUAUUCCCUGCAUAAAUUGCUCUUGGACUAUGUUUUGCUCUGAAGAAUGUAGGGAUGACGCUUGGUUAAAGUAUCAUGACGUGGAGUGUUCAGUUUACGCAUAUGCAAAGGAUGAUAUAAGUAAUGAUCAAACCAAACAGAUGGCCAUCAGACUUAUGAUUAUGGCUGUAAAAGAAUAUGGCACUAUUGAAAAGUUAGAGGCUCAGUUGCAGAAAUGGGAUGAGUCUCAGGAUAACGAAGAAGCAUUCUUGGAGAAUGAAGAAAUAAAAAGCAAUGGAUUCAAGUCAGUGUAUAUGAUGUCAAGCCAUGUUACACCUAAAUUUUUUAGAAAACACAAAAAAGAUGCUGCAAAAGUUUUGAGAUCUCUAGGUAAAAAUACUGAAUUUUUCGGAAUCAAUUUUGACUACACAAAUGUUGAUAGCUACACAAGGAAUGAGAGGGUUUUGUUUCUGGGAGCCUUGUUUCUAAGGUUGUAUAAAAUUUGUGAUCUUAAUAGUUUUCAAAUGUGGAACGACUCUUUUGAAUGUCAAAUUCAUUUACCUCUUAAUAUCAUGUGCUGGAUGAAUGAAUGCUGUAGCAGAGGUAUUUAUAUUGCUCCCAUUACAAGUCUACUCAAUCAUAGUUGUUACCCAAAUGCAAGUAGAUGUUAUAGCGAUAAUCACAAAGUGAUCUUGUAUGCUCUACUACCUAUCAAAAAAGGAGAUCAGAUUUUUCAUCCUUACAUAGAUACAUAUUUCGAAUUUCCCGCUGGAGAUAGGCGAACGUUUUUAUCUCACAUAUACAACUUCACUUGUGAAUGUGCACCUUGCCAAGAGGAUUGGCCAGAAUACAAAGAGAAUGAUGAAUAUUCCAUCAAACUUGCACGUGAUCUAGAAAUAAUUCAAAUGACUAAGUCGGAAUAUGAAGAAUUGACGAAGACAAAAGAAGAUACUACACAAAGUGAGGAUAAAAUAAUAUUAAACAAAUUGAGAAAAGGUAUAGAAAAAACACUAAAAAAAUUACCUCAACCAUCUUUACGUACACUUGAAUUCAUAAAAAGAUUAUCAUCCAAAUUUGAGUUUAUCUAUGGCAUUUGGUUAACAGUACCUGAUGAUUGUAAUCUUGCAUAUCCUUUAUAACUUUCAAAAUUCUAAUAGCUGUAAAUUUUGUAUUAAUUUUUUUCUAUGUUUUUAUUCCUAAACUGGAUUUAUUGUAUUAUUUGUUGUGUUGACUGCAUAUAAAUAAUAUAUUU